AGUAUAGGAUACUCAUACUGAUGACGGGACAUUUGAAGAAUGCCACAGUUGCCGUAGAUGCGCUGUCAAUAUGUAUGACUAUAAACGGAUGGGAAAUGAUGAUUCCUCUUGCUUUCUUCGCCGGUACCGGGGUAAGGGUGGCGAACGAGCUCGGAGCUGGGAACGGGAAAGCGGCAAAGUUUGCGACCCAAGUAUCGGUUGCAGAAUCAACAGUGAUAGGGGUGUUAUUCUGCGCAGUGAUAAUGGGAUUUCACGACCAGCUUGCCUACAUGUUCACGUUAUUGUCGAACUCAUGGGGCUAG
This is a messenger RNA of Neltuma alba, 302 nucleotides long. Its product is annotated as protein DETOXIFICATION 27-like. Gene Ontology annotation, molecular function: antiporter activity; xenobiotic transmembrane transporter activity. The record is from RefSeq and is a predicted model, not a curated record. Gene Ontology annotation, biological process: transmembrane transport. NCBI's taxonomy places the organism in Eukaryota, Viridiplantae, Streptophyta, Magnoliopsida, Fabales, Fabaceae. The transcript has 3 exons. Bases 21 to 302 code for a protein of 93 amino acids. Gene Ontology annotation, cellular component: membrane.